This is a messenger RNA of Chenopodium quinoa (quinoa), 1806 nucleotides long. Its product is annotated as bifunctional nuclease 1-like. Gene Ontology annotation, biological process: protein ubiquitination. Gene Ontology annotation, cellular component: VCB complex; nucleus. The transcript is spliced from 11 exons. Bases 400 to 1377 code for a protein of 325 amino acids. Lineage: Eukaryota; Viridiplantae; Streptophyta; Magnoliopsida; Caryophyllales; Amaranthaceae. Gene Ontology annotation, molecular function: nuclease activity. The record is from RefSeq and is a predicted model, not a curated record.
UUCCCAAGAAAAAAUAAAAUAAAAAAAAGGGGGCCGAGGAAUCUCUUAUCCAAUUUUAUCUACUUUGCUUGAUUAAUUUUCGUCGGUCCAUUCUUUAAAAACCCCACCUUUCUCCACUUUGAUUCCAUUUAUUUUUUCGAUUUUAAUUUCUCUCUUCAAAUUAUAGCCUCAAUUUUGUUCUCAUGGUCCCAUCAAAAUUUCCCAAUUUCUUACCACUUACUAAACUAUGAUCUAACACCCAUUUCAUUUUUUAGAAUUUUUCGAAAUUGGGUUAUUGUUUUUUUUACAGGAAAUUGAUCGUUGAGGUCUUUAAUAGAAGAAUCUCACGCCCUUUGAUCGUCAUAAAAUUCCCAGAUUCCUUCAAAGCUUCUCUUUUUUAACAGGAUUUGGAAGUAGGAGAUGGGGUCAUUACACGGACCAGUCGUUUGCCCUACAAUUCGUGCUAAGCAGGUCGGUGUUUACCAAACACCAAUUAGUGUCUCUUUGAUGAAGGAUGCCAUGUUCAGAAGUGCAUUUUGGGGCUAUAAAAGUGUACGCCAACAAUCUACUAAUGCGAGCAUGCUUACUCGCCCAAUUAAUAUCCGGAGGUUUGGUACAGUUCAUUGCACUUUUAGUUCGUCUUCCAAUGGAAGUGGUAACAGAGCAGAAAAGGAAAAUGAUGAGGAUUAUGUCAACUCCAGUGUAAUUGAAGCUGUUGAGGUGAAAAGUGGUUCAGAUGGUUUCACAAUUAAGAUGAGAGAUGGCAGGUUCUUAAAAUGUGUCCAUAACAGCCCUCAAGGUGGCCACCUUCCAGAUUAUGCACCACAUCCGGCCAUUGUGCUUAAAAUGGAAGAUGGAACGGAUCUUCUUCUACCAAUAAUUGUUUUGGAGAUGCCUAGUGUGUUGCUCAUGGCUGCUAUCCGUAACGUACAUAUUGCUAGGCCAACAAUGUAUCAAAUUAUGAAGGAAAUGAUUGAGAAGAUGGGAUAUGUAGUCAAACUUGUUCGUGUAACUAAGAGAGUCCAUGAAGCAUAUUUUGCUCAGUUAUAUCUCACAAAGGUUGAUAACGAAGAUGAAUGUAUCAGUUUUGACCUUCGACCUUCAGAUGCAAUUAAUAUUGCUGUAAGAUGCAAGGUGCCUAUACAAGUAAACAGGAACCUGGCUCAAAGUGAUGGUAUGAAGAUAGUUGAAUCUCCAAAGACGAUAAAUGUGGGCCUUGCAUCAGAUGUCAUGUCAUUCACGGAAUUGGAUCGGCCUAAUGGUCAGCCAUGUAUAGAGACAACAGAAUUUAACCUGUUGCGCAACAUGCUUAAUGCUGCUUGUGAGGAGCGUUAUCAAGAAGCAGCUCAAUGGAGGGACAAACUCACCCAACUUCGGGCUAAGAGAAACUGGGCAUGACAGAGUUGCAGAAAGCAAACAUUGUACAUUGUAUAUAAUUAUAUGAAGCUGAAGAUUAUGCUGGUUCCUCAAACAGAUCGAAAUGCCCUUUUUAGUGUUCUCUGUGUUAAUAAAUGCUGUAAUCAUAUUUGUGCAUAGUAGCUAAAGAUGAACAACCUUUACUCCCAUGAUAAUGGAACUUACUGUGACUCUUAGUAUGCUUCAGGCUACAAGGUUGUAUUGGUAACAUCCUUCACCUUUAGGCUGUAAUUCAAACACGAACAACAUGAAGCAAUGUAUGUGCAAUGUUGAAUGUUGCAUCGGCUAUGGAAAUGAGUCCAUAUGACACUCAGGUGGUAAACUGGAAAUAUAUGCUUUCAGGCUGUCUAGAACUUAAAAUGAUGUAAAAUUGGAUCUCUUAUAUAUUUCUAUUUGUUUAAAUUGCUGUCA